Molecule: messenger RNA, 2506 nt
Organism: Drosophila kikkawai
Lineage: Eukaryota; Metazoa; Arthropoda; Insecta; Diptera; Drosophilidae
Product: carcinine transporter
Biological process (GO): transmembrane transport
Cellular component (GO): membrane
Molecular function (GO): transmembrane transporter activity
Source: RefSeq, a predicted model, not a curated record
UUCGAGCAGCCAGAAAAGCCAGAACAGCACCGGCGCGUGUUGGCCACAGUUGAUGAGCUCUCGCAGACGUCAAAGUCAAAAGUUUAUCCGUUUCGCGGCGGGAUGUGAAAAGUGCGAUCGCAUUCCUCAAAACCGUUUACAUUUUCAAAUUUCCCUUAGAUUGGGAUGAGCCAGAAGGAUAUUCAAAAGUUAACCUAAAUACCUCAUCGUGGAAACAAAAGUGUGUGCUGAAGAUUUUAUAAAUAAUAUUUUAGAUUUGAUGAAAAGUUUGUUUCUGUAGUGCAAACAAAAGUAAGUGAUUUUAACAACAAUCCGGCGCCAAGUGGUGUGACGACAAGUGUCUCGUUAGAAAGCCCCGGCUAUCGCUCGCAUCUAAUUGCCGAGCAAUCUCCUCAUCAGAGCGGAGUUCUGUGGCCCAGAUGCCAUAAAGAUUAGUCUGCUUAUCGGGCCCUACGACACUGACUGGGGACUAAGGCACAGCCACUCCGUACUUCUAAUAGUGCGAAAUGAGAGACAAGCUGGAACAGGCCAACAGCCGCAAGGCUUCCCAGGCCUCGGGAAAGUUUUCCCAGAUGGAUGUCGACGAGUCGGAGUUUAACGAUCCCUUCCAGGCGUUGAUGGAAAAGGCGGGCAACCAUGGCCGCUAUCAGACCUUAUACAAUUUUGUGUUUGUCGGAGGCUUGGCCUUCAGCGGAGCCAUGAUCUACAUGAACAUUAUCCUGGCUCUCAAUAUACCCGACCACUGGUGCACAGUGCCCGGCAGGGAAAACACAAACUUUUCGCUAGAGGAGUGGCGGGACAUCACCUUGCCCAAACAGGCCGACAAUCGGGGUAGGGAAACAUUUAGCAACUGUGAGGCGUUCCGCAUGAAUUUCUCCGAGAUCACGGAUUGGUCAGGCUGGAACAAUAGCCAGAGGACGAAUCACACAGAAACCUGCCAGAACGGCUGGAGCUACGACAAGACCUGGUACGAGAGCACCAUCCCCACGGACCACAACUGGGUGUGCGCCAAGGAUUUGUUCGUGACAAAUGUGUUCGUGGUGGGUCGUGUGACGGAGGUGGCCGGUUCAUUUAUAUUGGGACAAAUGGGCGACUCCUAUGGACGCAGGUUCGUGUACUACAUCAGUGUGGUCUUCUGCUCCCUGGGACGCAUCGGGUCCAUCAUGUGCACCAGCUCGUACACGUGGUUCCUCAUCAUGUCCGGCAUCGUGGGCCUCACGGUCAACAGCCUCUUCCAGUCGCCCCAAAUUAUCGGCAUGGAAAUCUCGCGGGAGGAGGACCGAAGUCGGAUCGCCUUCUUUCAAAGCUGUGGCUGGUCCAUUGGCACUACCCUGAUGCCCCUGCUUUACUGGUGGCUGCGCCACUGGGACUCCUUCAUGUGGCUCACCUCGGUGCCCACGGCAAUGGUUCUGCUUUUCUCCAAAUACGUAAUCGAAUCUCCGCGCUGGCUUAUUAGCAAGCGCCGUUUCCGCGAGGCCAUUGUCCAGCUGCAGAAGAUAGCCAAAAUUAAUGGGCAUCGCUUCGACAUGACCGAGAAGGAGUUGGCCGAGAUCUACAGUCAAGAGAAGCAGGAUGUCACCUAUGGCAUCGCAUCCCUCUUUGCCGGCUGGCGGCUGGCCCGCAACACCAUUAUCAUGGGCUUCAGUUGGUGCGUGGUGGCCGUCUCCUAUUUCACGCUGGUGCUCUUCAGCUCCCGCAUGGCGGGCAAUCCGUUUCUGAACUUUUUGUUUCAGAGCAUUGUGGAAAUUCCCGCCUACAUCGUGGGCCGCUACAUGGGCGAUACAUAUGGAAGGCGCUUCACCAACUCAAUAUCGUUCCUCGUCUCGUUCGUCACCUGUCUGCCCAUCAUUGUGUACGCAACGGAUGAACGGUACGAGAGCCUGAUGAUCUACCUGGCCACGUUCAUCAAGUUCCUCAACGCCCUCACCUUCUUCACGGUGAACCUGCAGUGCCUGGAGAUCUAUCCCACCUGCAUGCGGCAGACGGGCGUGGCCCUGGGCACCAUUCUAGCCAAUGCCAUUGGUGUCCUGGCCCCCUACCUGGUCUACCUGGGCACCACCGUUGACAUCAGGGCGCCGUACUACAUCCUGGGCGUUCUAUUCCUGCUGGGCGGCAUAGGGGCGCUCUUCCUGCCGGAGACGCUGCACAAGAAGCUGCCGGACACCAUGGAGGAGGCGGGUCACUUUGGCAAACACGAUAAAUUCUUCAGUCUGCCGAAGCCGCCACCGGCGAUGGAAAAGGACGACAGCCUGUCAUCCCAUCCGGAGUUAACCAGUCUCAGACGCUCGGAGACGGCGCCGUGAAGCCUCAAAGGAUCCCCGAAUCCCGGUAUCCUCGAAGACCUGCAAAGGAACGAAGUCCUCGCCUCGGCAAUCGAUUCCCAUUGCCAUUCCCGUUCGCCGCUCACGUUCCCCUUGUGAUGUUACGUUAAGUUUGGCCCAAAGUAUUGCGAAUAAAGUAUUGUUAUGUAGGCAGCCGUAAUAAGACCCGCAUAAAUCACAAAUCA